Molecule: messenger RNA, 1065 nt
Organism: Lodderomyces orthopsilosis Co 90-125
Lineage: Eukaryota; Fungi; Ascomycota; Pichiomycetes; Serinales; Debaryomycetaceae
Exons: 1
Coding region: 1-1065 (354 amino acids)
Biological process (GO): zinc ion import across plasma membrane
Cellular component (GO): plasma membrane
Molecular function (GO): low-affinity zinc ion transmembrane transporter activity
Source: RefSeq, a predicted model, not a curated record
AUGAUUGACUUUGUUUCAAAACAAACUACCUAUGAUACUUGUCUCGAAGGUAAUUUCUACAAUGGAAAACAUUUCGCAGCCAGAGUCUCAGCCGUUCCGGUGUUGUUUGUACUUUCAGUUGUGGGUUCAUUUUCCCCAUUACUUGCAGCUUACUCAAAGAAAUUCAUGGUACCGGAAUGGAUAUUCAAUGGAAUAAGAUACUUUGGAAGUGGGGUGAUUAUUGCUACAGGCUUUAUUCACUUGAUGGCAGAAGCCGCCGCCGCUUUAAGCAACACAUGUUUAGGUCCCCCUUUCACCGAUUAUCCUUUUGCUGAAGGUAUAGCUUUAAUUGCGGUGUUUUUCAUCUUCUUUUUUGAUAUUGUUGCUCAUUAUAAAUUAUCCAAUAAAGCCAAAGCACGAAUUGACAACGAGAAACAUUGUGCUUUUCCAAUUGGAUUUGAAUCAGUUACGGGAGAGCCAUCAACUAAUAUUUGUCGAGCAUGUGAGCCAAUCGAGGAGGAACAAGAAUCGGAUGCAUCUAGAAAAUCGUCCGACAUAGAAAUCAAUGAGCGUAAUCUUUCCAAACUUGAAAGCUUGUACCAGCAAAUAUUGAAUUGUGUUGUAUUAGAGUGUGGUAUUGUUUUGCAUUCAAUUUUUGUCGGGUUGUCAUUAGCUAUUGCCGGAGAUGAAUUUGUGACGUUAUACAUAGCCAUUGGUUUUCACCAACUUUUUGAAGGCUUGGGUCUUGGCACUAGAUUCGCAACCACUCAAUGGCCAAAAGGAAAAAGAUAUGUCCCAUGGCUCAUGUCGCUCGCCUACAGCUUAACCACCCCUUUUGCUUGUGGAAUAGGUUUGAUUGUUCGUGAAACGUACCCAGCAGGAUCAAGGACUUCAUUGAUUACUACAGGUACAUUUGAUGCCACAUGUGCUGGAAUAUUGAUCUACAAUAGCAUUGCUGAGUUAAUGGCAUUUGACUUUAUGUACUCUGGUGACUUUAAAGAUAAGCCAGUUAAAAAUUUGUUGUUUGCUUAUUUUUACUUGAGCUUGGGUGCUUUUGCGAUGGCAUUCAUAGGAAAGUGGGCAUGA